Messenger RNA from Notodromas monacha, 720 nucleotides. Lineage: Eukaryota; Metazoa; Arthropoda; Ostracoda; Podocopida; Cyprididae. The record is from the annotation of a GenBank genome assembly.
AUGGUUAAUUCCGUUUCCAGGUGUCCAACGCCCGACGAGCUUUUCCUGGACGAGGAAGUCAUUCCGAACGACUCAGAAGUCUACGGACCGCCGUCGUCUAUGCCCUGGCUGCCGUCCCCGCUCAGCAUCAAGCUGGUCAGGCCACCAACAAGGGAUGUGUUCCAAAUGAUCUCAAACAGCUUCGCCAUGCUGAUCUUCCUCUACGUCAUCUACGUGAUCCCGCUCAUAGCUUCCAGUGAUGAUGAUCAAACCUUCCGCUUUGACUUCGACUCGCAUCCAUACAGCAGUCUGUACGAUCAGGCCUACUACACAAGCUCUACCAUGUGAAAUGGUAGAGCUCGAGACAUGCAAAGCAAAUGCAGACGAGACAAUCCUGGAAAAUGGGAGUUGGUGUUCACCUGAGCUGCGGCUGCUCACACCUCAAGGCAUCAUCCGUUGGACGACACUUGAUUCGAGUUAAUUAUCAGUGCAGGAAAAUGGAGUAGUGCAUAGAACACUAGCUUGCAUUUGCUGAUUGAGGUCAUUUUGGACAUGCUGUGAUGUUGCAACAAUUUACUGGAAGAUGACUUUUUUUUAUGUCAACAGGCUUCUCUGAAGUGAUAUGUCAAAGAAGCCAAAAAAAAGUGUGUACAUUGACAUUCUAUUUCUGCAUCCUGUAACAUUCUCUUGAAAAAUUGUACUUUGAAAGGGUUUUCAAAAUUAAAGUGUAUUUCUGUGUCA